AUGGAAAAAGAAACAAUUAACUCUUCCCCAAAAAAAACGACAACAACAACAACACAAAAAUUAAAUGAUAAAGAAUAUUUAUCAACAUUAUCAAAAGAUGAAUUAAUAAAUUUAAUUGUUCAAGAGAAUGAAAAGAAACAACAACAAUCAAAAAAUAUUUUUAAAAAUAAUGGUGUAGAGAAUACAGAAGGUAAAAAGAAAAAAAAAAAUAGAAAUAAACAAUCAAAUAUUAAUUUCGAUAAAUGUUAUAAAAGACAUGUUGCAUUUAAAUUAUCAUAUGUUGGUUGGCCAUUUUUUGGUUUUGCAGCACAAGAUUGUUCUGAAGAAACAAUUGAAAAUUAUUUAAUUAAAGCAUUUUUAAAAACAAGUUUAAUACCAGAUAUUAAAACUGCAAAUUAUUUUAAAUCAGGUAGAACUGAUAAAGGUGUAUCAGCAUAUGGUCAAGUUAUUUCACUUUAUGUUAGAUCAAAUUUAAAAGAAGGUGAAGGUAUAAUUCCCCCAAAAGAUCAAUCAGGUGGGCCAAUUUCAAAUAGAACUAAAUCAAAUAAAACAGAAUUAACAAAGAAUAAUGAUAAUGAGAAAGCUAGAAAAGGUAAUAAAAAAUCAAUUGAAGAUGAUGAAGAAUUACCAUACAUUAAAAUGUUAAAUGGUGUAUUACCACCAGAAAUUAGAAUUUUGGCAUGGGCACCUGUUCCAUUUCAUUUCAAUGCUAGAUUUAGUACAUUAUCAAGAACUUAUAAAUAUUUCUUUAAUCCAAAUGGUUUAGAUUUAAAUUUAAUGAAAGAAGCAAGUAAAUUAUAUUUAGGUGAACAUAAUUAUAUAAACUUUUGUAAGAUUGAUGUAAAUGUUAAAUCAUUUAUGAGAGUUAUAUUACAAUUUGAUAUUGAAAAAGUUGAAAAUAGUGAAUUAUACGUUGCAACAAUUAAAGGAUUUGCAUUCUUAUGGCAUCAAAUACGUUGUAUGAUGGCAGUUUUAUUUUUAAUUGGUCAAAAGAAAGCAAAUAUAUCAUUAAUCACUCAAUUAUUAGAUACAAAUAAAACUAUUACAAAACCACCUUAUGAAAUGGCCUCUGAGGUACCUUUAGUAUUAUUUGAUUGUGGUUAUGAUGACAUUGAUUUCAUUUAUGAAUCUUCUGUACAAGAAAAAACAGUAGAAUCAAUGUUUGGUGUAUAUAAUGACUAUUUAAUUAAAACAGAAGUUAAUAGAUUAAUUAGAUCAACUUUAAAAAAUACUGAACCAACAACUACUUCAAAAAUUCCACAACCAAUCACAAAUAUUACAAAUCCAAUAACAUCACCAACAUUAUCGACAACAUCAACAUCAACAUCAACAUCAACAACAACAACUACAACUACAGAAACAAAUGAAAUAAAUUCAAUUAAUAUUGGAGAAAAAAGAAAACAUUCAAUUGCUGAAUCAGAGAAAGAAUUAGAGGAGGAAGGAAAUGAACAUAAACAUAAACAUAAUAAAAACUAA
Molecule: messenger RNA, 1476 nt
Organism: Dictyostelium discoideum AX4
Lineage: Eukaryota; Evosea; Eumycetozoa; Dictyosteliales; Dictyosteliaceae
Gene: pus3
Product: tRNA pseudouridylate synthase
Exons: 4
Coding region: 1-1476 (491 amino acids)
Biological process (GO): pseudouridine synthesis; RNA modification
Molecular function (GO): RNA binding; pseudouridine synthase activity
Source: RefSeq, a predicted model, not a curated record